This is a messenger RNA of Trifolium pratense (red clover), 1007 nucleotides long. RefSeq lists its product as uncharacterized. Lineage: Eukaryota; Viridiplantae; Streptophyta; Magnoliopsida; Fabales; Fabaceae. The transcript is spliced from 8 exons. The record is from RefSeq and is a predicted model, not a curated record. Bases 49 to 768 code for a protein of 239 amino acids.
CCAACUGAGUUUGUUACUUGUCUGCACCAACCAUUGAAUCAUCAAUCAAUGGGCGUGGUGUACCCUGAUCUCGACGAAGCCUUGGCGUUGGCCUCUCUUCCCGGUGAUGUUGACGGUUACAUCUCCAUUUGCGGUUACGGUUCUCUCCUCUCCGAGAAAAGUGCCAGAAGCACGUUUCCUCAUCUAAUUAACUUCCGAACAGCAAAAUUAACCGGUUUCCGCCGUCUCUUCUCCGUAGUUGGAGCUUUCUUUUUCACAAAUGCCAUUGCCAACCUCAAAACUCAGGAAAUUGCUGGUCUCUCUGUUGAGCCUUGUCAAUUUGAAACCAUUAUAAUUACUGUUUUUGAUAUUAAGAAAUCUGAGAUUCCAGCGUUUAUCAAAAGAGAGCGCGAAUAUCGCUUUUUAGCUGUUGUUCCUGAAUCACUAGAUGGGAAGCCCUUUACCAAUCCAGCAGUCCUUUGUGCAUCUUACACUGAUGAGGAAUUCUUUAAAUUUAGAUGCAGUGAGGGAAGGGAAAUGUAUUUUCAACAAUAUGGAGAAUAUAAUAUCCAUAAGAUUUGGCGCGAUGAUGCUUUACCAUGCCGUGUUUAUCUUCGACACUGUGUUCUGGCCGCGAAAAACCUCGGUGACGAAGCUUACAACAACUUCUUAGAUCACACCUUCGUUGCUGAUCGCAAAACAACAAUACGGCAGUACUUUGAGAAAAUGGGCACAAGCAUCAUGGACGAAGAGCCCCCUGAAUCCUUAAAAACACGUUAUGGCGGUUGAUCAGAUCCAAUAGUCAAUAAACCUGUCGCCAAUGUUCUGGCUUUUGGGGUUUUCCAUUUCUGAAUUUGAUUAUCCUCAUGUACUUUCGAUGUGUGAAAUAUGGAUAAUUGUAUUCUUUUGAUGUAUCGUACGUGUCCAAUAUUAAUGUGUAUGGAUCAUCUAUAUUCAUUGCACAUUGCAGCGGCCUAGUAUGAACAGAAAAUUAUGUGUAUAUAUUCAAAAUUUGUCAACUUCUCUCA